CCGCCAUUUGUCAUUUUUUUGGCAUGCGCGUUCGGUGAAGCUACGAAAAUUGUGCUCCUGAGUGUUUUCCUGUAAAAGUGAAUUCAAAACUUUGUUUGUGAAUCGUGAAAACUUGUGUUGCUCUGUGAAAUAAAAGUGGUGUUAUUUUAAUAGAGUGCUGUUGUGUUAAAGACAUUCAACAUGAAUAAAACUUGCGCGAGGUGCGAGAAAACAGUUUAUCCGACCGAGGAAUUGAAAUGUUUGGACAAGGUGUGGCACAAAGGCUGCUUCAAAUGCCAGGAGUGCGGCAUGACGCUCAACAUGCGCACCUACAAAGGAUACGGGAAAUUGCCAUAUUGUGAAGCACAUGUGCCAAAAGCGAAGCCAACCACAAUGGCGGAGACGCCGGAGCUGAAGCGGAUAGCGGAAAACACCAAGAUCCAGAGCAACGUGAAGUACCAUGCCGACUUUGAGAAGAGCAAGGGGAAAUUCACACAGGUAGCAGACGAUCCGGAGACCCUUCGAAUCAAGGCGAACACGAAGAUAAUAAGCAACGUGGCGUACCACGGCGAGCUGGAGAAGAAGGCACAGAUGGAGCGGCAGCGGCAGAUAAACGAGAACGGGGAGCUUGUCGACGUACCGUCCGACAACUACCACCAGCAAAUCGACAAUUACGCGACCGAAAUGCUAUCGCCGACCAUGCCGCCGCCGAACCUUCCCCCCAAAAACCACUACCACAUCCCCACCACCCAGUACCAGCCCCAGGUCACUCACAACCAGGUCCCGCACAACCAAGUCCCGCACAACCAGGUCCCUCACAACCAAGUCCCGCACAAUCAAGUCCUGCCCACACAGCACGUACCACAGCAGGUUGUCCAGCCGCAGUCCGCUAAUCGGUACCCAGAUCAGUACUACAAGCCGAAGGAGGAGUACUCCUAUCAGUACCAAGACUAUCCGAAUCAUGGACAGUACUAUGGCGGGGGGCAGUACACGCAGAAUUAUGGCGCGGCUCAGCCGAAGAUCGGCAGGAUCCAGGACUAUGACCCGCUGAGUGACGGCCCUCGCGCCCCUCCCAACACGCAGCGAGCUUCCGCCACCGUCAUUUAUAACAGCACCAGUGAUAAACAGAGAGGCGCGCACCAGUCGCAGCAGCCGCAGAGCAGGCAGAUCGGACGCGUCACGGAUCUAGACCCGCUCGCCAACGAACUGCCCAGACCGCCUUCCACGCAGAACCAGCGAGUGUACAUCGCGAUGUACGACUACGAGGCGAAUGACAGCGACGAGGUGUCGUUCCGGGAAGGCGACCUGAUCACGGAGGCGUCCGCCAUCGACGAGGGCUGGAUGACGGGCCGCGUGGCGCGCACCGGCCGCGCCGGCAUGCUGCCCGCCAACUACGUCGAGCCCGCGCCGCACCACGCGCACUAACCGCAACGCGCACCCGCAACACGAAACACGCAACCACACUCGCGUCUAACUACCUGCACUCACCAUAGGCGAAUACUAUGCACGUAUACUGCAUUAUAACAUGUAUUCGUUAUAAAUUAGAAGAUCUUAAAAUGGUUAUAAAAUUCUAAAUUUUAUUUAUAUUUAUUGAAAUGUUGGCCAAUCAGAACGUACCUCGUGACUUGAUUUUGACCAAUCGCAGAUGAGGCGUCUACUAAUUGGUUAAAACAUUUUCUUUAACCUCAACGAACAUGCUAACUUCCUUACAUCUUAUGACUGAUAUAAUAAAUUAUUUCUUAAUGACACCGAUAAUUCGACAAUUAAAGUCUUCAAUUGAAAUUUCAAUAGAUUAUAGAUAUAAAAUCAAGACUUUAGUGCCUUAUGUGCGUGCACUUUAAUCGUCCAAAUAUAAAGGUACGUGUGCGCGAGCGGUUCGUUCUAAUGAUUUCGUGGUUGUUUUAAUAAUGGCGCGUUUAUUGAAAUUUGUUACGUUAACGAUACACGCAUUGUAUAUAAGUUUCUGUCAAUUUUUGGAUUACAGACCCUUGAAAUACGUUUUUAACUAUAUUUGGCUUAUUAGCAACAUUGAGGGCGCGAGCACCCAUCGGAGUAUUCUCCAAGCUUUAUAUAUAAUUUUAUUCUCACCAGACUAUCUUGAGAUUUCACUGAUAAAAGACACCUUGUUUGGUUUAUAAAACGAUUUCCAAAAGUCUAUGUGCCUGAAAAAUAACCGCGUUCUAUUUUACUCGAGGAUUUUAGUCUUGUAAUUUAGAAUUUAAAAUUACCACUGGAUCAUCUAUGCAGGCAAUAUUUUAUUAAUUGUUAGCAUAGUUGGACGAAAUUUGUAACACCUUCAAGGGUCUGUAUUACCAAAACUGUGACAGAUUUCCACACUAAACACUCACUGAACGAUGUUCGUAAUAUAUUUAUACUGUAUCUUAUGAUAAAGUAUUAUAUUUUUAAAGUUUUAUAUUUAUACACUGUGACGUGACGCGGCACUUGUGACGUCACGCGGCGCACAGUGCUCGGAUAAGCUCGAUUGUUGUCAGGGGAGAAGGAUGCAACGCAUUUAUAUAACAAUAUUGACAAUUUUUUUUUUAUACAACUGGCCUAAAGUGCCCCAUCUCCCCUAAAUAUUACUUAAGUUAAUAUUGACUUUUAAUCACAUGUUACACCCACUGGCAUGGACAAUAUAUUUUAUAGUUAUUGACACAUUCAACUGUUAAGACUACACUAUGUGAAGGCGCAUGCGCAGAUUCUGUCUAUGGAACACCUAAAUGCUAUAUGCCAGUGGGUGCAUUAUCACAGUUAAGUGGAUCAAUAAUACUGUUGCAUUUUAUAUGCAUUCCAUUUUUAUAUAAAUUAGAUUCGCAAUAUACUAUUGGUAUUGGCGAUAAAUAUUGUUGCCCAGAGUCGUCUCGUGGCCUUAAGCUAAGUCAUAUAGCUGUUAUAUCACUCCAGUUAAUUGACAUCGCUUGAACCAUUUUAAUAUUAUUUAUUAUUAUUUAACGAACAAACUCGAUAUAAAGUUUUAAUCAGACAUUUUUAUAUUUUUAUGUGAUACAUAUGGCGUAUUAUGUUUCGAAUGUACUCUACUUGCCUAGCCGACUGUCUGGUUUAAGUCGUUAGUUGGGGUUGAGAUGGGUGAUUAUCAAAAUAUAUAUUGCGAUAUCAAUUAUAUACAUCUAAUACCUGUUCCACACCUUCGACUGUUACGAUUCUUUGUCGCACUUAUACGUGAAUUUUUUAUAAAGGCGCUAUGCUUUUAUAAAACAUAACAUGCAACCAGAGCAGGUGUAAAAGAGGUAUAGAGUUGGUGAAUACUUGUUAUAAUAGUCAAUGUCCCCAUCUCGCGGCGGCCCAGCGCCUCCGUCGGUAUGCCUUGUAAAUAUUUUUAUCAUUAGCUGUAAGGUUACUAAACGUUUUUAAAUAGUUACGCAUCGCAUAAUAAACUUUGUUUUUAUUCAGUUAAAGUUUAAAACACAUUCCGUGUUCGUUAAUCAUGUUUCUGUAAGGGAUAAGCGAUCGGGCACACCGUAGUAUACUUAGUUAAUCCUUUUAUUUUACCUCAUAUCAUACAAAUUCUGCAACAACUCAAAAUUCCUUUGCUAUGAACGGACUGUUAAACUUUCGCUUUUCUAUUUACUGAUUAAAAACUACCGUAAAGCACAAUUCUAUGCGUAGAUAAUAUAACGCAAUAUAUUACAGUUGUGUACCGGCUUUAAUAAUAGAUAAAUAAAUAAUGGAUGGUGUGCCCGCGCCCUUAUCACGUAGUCGCGAGUCAUGUUAUUUAUUACAAAGUCGCGUUGUUAUAGUCGCAUCACAUUAUGGUACGGGAACAAUAUAAAUUUUUUACAGUGCCUUCUUAUUGAAAUAAAUAUUUUAUAUAAGCUA
Messenger RNA from Manduca sexta (tobacco hornworm), 3816 nucleotides. It is a transcript of the gene lasp, whose product is annotated as LIM and SH3 domain protein Lasp. The record is from RefSeq and is a predicted model, not a curated record. Lineage: Eukaryota; Metazoa; Arthropoda; Insecta; Lepidoptera; Sphingidae. The transcript is spliced from 8 exons. Gene Ontology annotation, molecular function: actin filament binding. The coding region runs from base 181 to 1404 and encodes 407 amino acids. Gene Ontology annotation, cellular component: focal adhesion.